GUCUGUCUGACCGAGUGACAGUUUUUGGUUUUUUAUCAAUAUUGGGUCGGAAAAGAUAGUCUUCUGGAUUUCUCCGUCAGAAAAUAUUUUUUGUUCAGUAGAAAAUAAUUUAAAGGUAUGGUAAAUUUAGCCGACACGCUUAUGAUAAAUACGGUGACGGACGGAGCUAUGAAUUUGUUGCGACAUAUUGGUGUUUUCAAAUCUCAGCAACCUGCUCCACCACCUCCUCAAAUAAUUAUGAAAAUGCCGCUGUGGCAACUAGCACAGGAAGCAGGGCCAUUUGUGCGCCUGGCAGGGUUGAGCGGAGCCGCCGCUGUAGUACUCGGAGCAAUGGGCGCGCAUCGCACAUUUCCCGAGGUUGAAACAAAGGAAGACCUAAGGAAAAUUUUUGAUACAGCCAACCGCUUCCAUUUCCUACACACUCUCGCUCUCGUAACUGUACCUCUUUGCCGGAGACCAUAUGUUGCUGGUGCAUUCUUCCUAGCUGGGAUGACACUGUUCUGUGGCACAUGUUACUACCAUGCCUUCACUGGUGACCGCUGCUUCCGCAGGCUCACUCCCAUUGGGGGCUCCUGCCUCAUCCUCGGUUGGGUUGCAAUGGUCUUGUAAACCCUUGUGAACUUUUUCCUAGAUGCUCAUGUGUGUUGAUAGAUGUUCAAGUGUAUAUUCUAGAGUAGGGUUAUGUAUUAGUUUAUUGCACAGUUACUUUUUAGUCAGUAUUUAGAAUAUUUUAUGAUGUAUAAUUCUAGUGUUGAUACUUUUACAUUGUAUGCACAACAUUAUAAUCUAAAAUAUUUUCAACUUUAUAGAUAGAUUAUACUGUAGGUGUUACUGAUGGUUCCAGCUAUUUUCAUUAUAUUAUCCUUCAUUAUAGUUCGGCCGCUCAGAGAAUGCGUUCCUGAAACAUCGCGAUUGAACUGACGACGUAACUUUGUAAUGGCGUUGCAGUACGAUAAAAAUAUUUUUGCUGGUUGUUUAUCGUUUUAACAAUUGUUAAGCAUUAAAACAACAUUAUUAUAUCAAUAAUAAUCAAUGAAUGUUGUAAUUUUGUGCCAAAUUGAGUGUCAAAUAACUUGGUAAACAAUAUUUUUCUAAAUCUAUACUGCGCUAUUACAAGGUUAUGUCAGCGCUUUAUAUUUGUAGUGCUGUGCUAAAAAUAACAGGCAAGUAUCGUAAUCUGUUCUGGUUGAUGGUUCUUAUACAGUUAUACUUAUAAUAUAAAAUAAUACGUUUUGUUUUUCUUUUUAAGAAUUUGAAAAUAAUGGACUAUAGGAUAACUUUUAUGAAAUAUAAAAAAUAAAACUAUGAUCAAACUGAACGCGCGAAAGAAAGUAGCAUUUUUAUAUUUAGGUUGAAAAUGGUAACCCCAAAUGGCAUCAUGGGCCGUCAUUUUGUGACGCUAAAUAGUCAUUUGUUGUCGUUUCGUGCGCUAAGACUAAACCUGAUUUUGGAAGAUUUUGACCGAGAUAUCAGGAUUGAUUCUGUUAUUGAUAAUACCUAAUAUCCUACACGUAAUAUACACGUAGGCGAAGAUGAUGAUGAAGACACCACCUCCUCAAGCGAAUCGGAGUCUGAUUAACAUUCUGUACGCACAUUCAAUUCAAUGUACUUACUUUAUUGCAUAGAAAUACAGAUUGUAACUUUGUAACAAAGAAUAAAUAAAACGAUUUUAUUAUAUGAAUAUUACCUUUUUUAGGUUUCCACUUAAAUAACUAAAAUAUAAAUUUUAAAUGAUUCCGCCAAUUUAAAACGAAAAUAAUCUUAAAAUAAUGCGGCGGUUUAUUUUGGGGGAACGGUAACGAACUCAGUGUUAUGUUGUGCCCAUCACUAGUCGUGACUAACUGAUAGGUGUCAGGAACGCAUUCUCUGAACGGCCGAACUAUAAUUCCAUAUUGUAUUUAGUCAUGAGGAAUUAGAUCUUUGAUAAAUAAACAUAUGGGUUCAAAGGAAAGUAACAUAAUCAUUUUUAUUAUAUAAUAUGGAUUAAUAGUAUUUUUGUGGAUAGAUUGGUGACAGUGAAAAAUAAUAUAAAAGUUAAUUGUUCAAAAGCUGA
Helicoverpa armigera (cotton bollworm) is the source of this 2053-nucleotide messenger RNA. Its product is annotated as transmembrane protein 256. NCBI's taxonomy places the organism in Eukaryota, Metazoa, Arthropoda, Insecta, Lepidoptera, Noctuidae. Bases 118 to 609 code for a protein of 163 amino acids. Gene Ontology annotation, cellular component: membrane. The record is from RefSeq and is a predicted model, not a curated record. The transcript is spliced from 3 exons.